AGGGAGGGCGCGGCCGCCCGACCAGGCCUCAGGGGCAGAGCGUCUUCAGCCCGCCGCCCCGCCGCCUCCCUCGCUCGGUGCCCCCGGCGCCGCGCGGGUCCUCGCGCUCGCCCGCGCUGCCUCGCGGCAUUUGGUCCCUCCCUCUCGCCGUCCUUCUUGCCCCUCCUCCCCCGCCCUCCGGGUUGUCAGGGCAACCGGGCGACGCCGGCCCGGGAGGAGAGGCGUUAGGAGGGGCGGCGGCGGCGCCGGAGGCUCGGCCCGCGGGCGCCCGGGAGCAGCUGACCAUGGAGCCCCAGAGAUUUCAGCAGUACCUUAGCUGGGGGUGCUGUCUUGGACUGUAAUAUGUUGGCCAGGGAUGCAGCCACCUGAAGGCUGGACUGAGGCUGGAGGGCCUGAUUGCAAGAUGGCACACUCAACAUGGAUGCCAAGGUGGUGCUGGCUGUCAGCAGGAGACCUCGCAGGCCUUGCAUCUCAUUUUUUGAUCCCUUGCCGAGACCAGCUCAGCGACUCGAGAAAUCACACUAUCCUCAAAGCCUCAUCCACCUGUUGUGGGCAAAGUGACUCAUCACAGCAUUGAAUUAUACUGGGAUCUGGAGAAGAAAGCCAAGCGGCAGGGACCCCAGGAGCAGUGGUUCAGGUUUUCUGUUGAAGAAGAAGACCCCAAAAUGCACACUUAUGGUAUCAUUUAUACGGGAUACGCAACCAAACACGUUGUGGAAGGUCUGGAACCACGGACCCUGUACAGGUUUCGACUGAAGGUCACCAGCCCCUCCGGAGAGUAUGAGUACAGCCCAGUGGUCUCGGUAUCUACAACCAGAGAACCCAUAAGCAGCGAACACUUGCACAGAGCUGUCAACGUGAACGAUGAAGAUUUGCUGGUUCGAAUACUACAAGGAGGUAACGUGAAGGUUGAUGUUCCCAAUAAGUUGGGCUUUACCGCCCUGAUGGUCGCUGCCCAGAGAGGAUACACCAGGCUUGUGAAGAUCCUCGUUUCUAACGGCACAGAUGUGAACCUGCAGAAUGGAAGUGGCAAGGACAGUCUAAUGCUUGCAUGCUACGCGGGACACCUAGAUGUCGUGAAAUAUCUCCGAAGACACGGUGCUUCUUGGGACACUAGAGACCUAGGAGGCUGUACAGCUCUGCACUGGGCUGCAGAUGGGGGCCACUGCAAUGUGAUUGAGUGGAUGAUAAAGGACGGCUGUGAGGUGGACGUCGUGGAUGCUGGCUCAGGGUGGACCCCGCUCAUGAGGGUCUCCGCGGUCUCCGGGAACCAGAAGGUCGCCUCUCUGCUGAUUGACGCAGGCGCGGACGUGAAUGUGAAAGACAAAGACGGGAAGACCCCUCUCAUGGUGGCCGUGCUGAAUAACCACGAAGAGUUAGUCCAGUUACUUCUGGACAAAGGGGCAGAUGCACGUGUGAAAAAUGAGUUCGGCAAAGGUGUCCUAGAAAUGGCCAGAGUUUUUGACAGACAGGUUGGGAUGUUGUUUCCGCCCUUUGAGGCUCAUUUUGUAGCACUCACAAAAAAAGAAAAACACCCAAACCUUGGAUUACAUGCACCUGUUUUUGUUUAUCUAGAAUGUAGUCUCCUUGUUAGAAGAAAGGAAAAAAAAGCAAAUGCCGAAGAAGUCAUCUAUUCACUGACCGGGGCACCUCUGAUCUCCCUCUGAAAGCCAAGUGAAACGAAGCAAAACGGGACUUGAACUAGAGAGACAGAAUUCUGCAUCUUUGAGGGCUAUACAUUUGAUUAUUUAUUUAGUUGAAGAUUCACAGUGACUUUUGUAACAUACAAGUGUUCCCACUUUGAAAUACAUCUUUUUACCUAA
Messenger RNA from Hippopotamus amphibius kiboko, 1823 nucleotides. It is a transcript of the gene FANK1, whose product is annotated as fibronectin type III and ankyrin repeat domains 1. Gene Ontology annotation, biological process: regulation of apoptotic process. Gene Ontology annotation, molecular function: protein binding. NCBI's taxonomy places the organism in Eukaryota, Metazoa, Chordata, Mammalia, Artiodactyla, Hippopotamidae. The record is from RefSeq and is a predicted model, not a curated record. Gene Ontology annotation, cellular component: nucleus. The transcript is spliced from 12 exons. Bases 666 to 1667 code for a protein of 333 amino acids.